GACAUAAGUAUGUCCACGGUCGGUGGUAUCGACGACGUCGGCGCCCGCGAUGCCGCUCUUCAUGGAGGUUUCCACGUCGCGCAAGGCCACUUUACAUAUCACCCAUCGCCAGACUCAGACAAGUGCAUCUUCGAACAUUUCCACCGGUCUGCCGAAUCCUGGGCUGCGUUCACCAAGGCGAUCGAGGGUUCGACGCGGCAAGUCAAGGUGAUUUAUUUCAUUCGCCAUGCUGAGGGCGAACACAAUGCCGCCAAGGUCCGACAUGGUGCCGAAGUGUGGUUCCGAGACAUCGCAUGCACAGACUUGUACUUAGAUGCGCUUCUGACGGCGAAAGGCGAAGCUGCCGCCACCGUCACCGCAGCACGCGUGGAAGCAGAGCUCGACCGGGGCAUGCCGUUGCAAAAGAUCAUCGUGUCUCCCAUGCGACGCACGCUUCAGACCGCGACGUCCAUCUUCCGUCGACAGCUUGGACAUGUGCCGUUCGUGGCCUUGGAGCUUUGUCGGGAAACCAUCGGCAUGCACACUUGCGACAAACGAAGCGCCAUCUCGACGUUGUCACCGCUGUUUCCGUCGGUCGACUUCUCACACAUCCGAGACGACGUGGACACGCUGUGGCGACCAGACUUGCGGGAAUCCCUGGACGACAUACAGUCCCGCGCCGUGACCUUCCUGCGACAGCUACAUGCAGACGUACCCGACACAUUCAUCGCCGUGGUGUCUCACGUUGGAUUCAUCACCGCCUGUUUGCGGGUGCUGCACAUGCCAGAAUACCGCGUCGGCAACUGCGAGCUUGUGCCUGUGGUGCUCGACGUCCACGACAACCACAUCCCAUCCCCUGAAGUGGUUCCGUAUGACGUGGCAAUUUCCUAGAGCAGCAGCGUCGUCGUUACCUCAAGUACCCCAACACUUCAACUUGCAACUCCUUUUAAUUCUUUUAGUAACAACGGCUGUAAAACCUUAACGGUACAGUAACUUCCCCGAGGUUGCACUGUACAUCAACAGAUCCGUAAAGUUACGGAAAACUUUACGGUAAAGUUAACGACCGUGCAUAGUUGCAUACUUGACCCAUUUGGUUAUAACGACAACGGCAAUCGCGAGGAGUAGCGUGGACAUGCAGCUUAUAUCGUCGUCGUCUUCUAUGAGGUGGUUAUUGGUGGGGUUCAGUGCAGAGGUCAUGGCCACAACCACUGGCACCACUUCGCAGUUGGCAGGUUUAUAGCUCGGCAUGCCCAGCACGUCCAUGCACGCUUGGAUGAAGCCGCCAUGGGACACCACCGCAAGAUAGGUGUCGGGAACGGUGUAGAACACUUCGUGGAGGAAGUCACGGCAUCGCGCGUGGAUUUCGUCGGUGGUUUCUCGAUGCGACGGAUGCCACAAGAUGUCGACGUUAGGCUCGAUGCGACUCCAGUCGACAUGGGGAAAGUCGGCUUCGAGGGACGCGGUCGGCCGCCGCUUGUCACAGGUGUGGACCCCCAGCGUUUCCCUGGCGGAUUCGAUGGCAUGCACGGGAACUUGUGAAGUCGUAGGUGACGUGAGAUUGAAGUAAAGAUUGGCUGUUUGGACGGUGCGGGUCAACGGCGACACGAGGAUGCGAUCGAGGGGCAUGCCGGCGUCGAGUUCCCCACGCAUGGAGAUGGACCGCUUCGAUGCGUCGGCGAUCCCCGCUGCAUUCAACUCCGCAUCCAAGUACGCAUCUUGUUUGGACACCGAAUGGUCCCAUACUGCAGUGCCGUGGUGUUUUUCCGCGGCAUUGUGAUGGCCUUCGGCGUGUCGAAUAAAGUACAACACCUUAACGGCGUCGGUGCUGAUCGCGAGGGAAGAAAUAUGGUGGCGAAACGCAUGCCACGACGUGGGAAUGCGGGUAUAUUGAUCGAAGAGCUUUGAUGCAGGACGAUUGAUGCCCUCCGCUGUUGCUGCUUCGUAUGCGAAGAACCCAUCCAAGCUCCGGAAAGUCAUCGCUGAAGCCGUCAUCGUGCUGUUCGUCGGAUGUCGCUCCGCC
Aphanomyces astaci is the source of this 1999-nucleotide messenger RNA. RefSeq lists its product as hypothetical. The coding region runs from base 10 to 870 and encodes 286 amino acids. The record is from RefSeq and is a predicted model, not a curated record. The transcript has a single exon. Gene Ontology annotation, molecular function: phosphatase activity. Gene Ontology annotation, cellular component: cytoplasm. Lineage: Eukaryota; Oomycota; Saprolegniomycetes; Saprolegniales; Verrucalvaceae.